Molecule: messenger RNA, 2453 nt
Organism: Myotis brandtii (Brandt's bat)
Lineage: Eukaryota; Metazoa; Chordata; Mammalia; Chiroptera; Vespertilionidae
Gene: SLC39A2
Product: solute carrier family 39 (zinc transporter), member 2
Exons: 4
Coding region: 560-1489 (309 amino acids)
Biological process (GO): zinc ion transmembrane transport
Cellular component (GO): plasma membrane
Molecular function (GO): zinc ion transmembrane transporter activity
Source: RefSeq, a predicted model, not a curated record
ACCACUCCUUAGCCCCACCUCCUUCUUAACCCCGGUGGCCCCAAAUCCCCUCUGAAAGGGUAAGGUUCAGGUAUCAGCAUAGCAGCCUAUAAGACUUGCAUUGGGGUGGGGAGGGUAUGGAAGGCUUCGAUCAAAUGUCCUGAGUGAGCCAGGACCAGAUUGUCUCCAACACAAAAUAGCUGGGAAGUAGCACCACAGACUGUGCCAUUUUAGAUUAGACCAGCCCCAGGCAUGAACUAAGUCAGUCCACAGCCCUUGGAUUAGUCAUGGAACUGAAGAGAAGACAGCACAGGGCUGUGCCUGGCAGGGAGUCUGGAGUUUCUGGUUUUGGUGUGAGCCAGGGGAGGGGCCUCCAUGUAGGGAGAGGGCGGGAAACUAGGGCUGGGCCCCAGUCGGCUAUGCAAGGCUGUGCAAUCAGGCAGCACAAACCAGAGAAUCCAACAGCUUCCUGAAACUCAGGGGUGGACACUACAGCUUUGACCACCUAAGGCACCACUCCUGCUCCAAAGCUUGUAACUCCGUUUGUCAUUCUGAGGUCUGCUUAUCCUGUACCCCAAGGAUGGAGCCAGUGCUAGAAGUAAAAAUUGGCUGCCUCUUUGCCAUGCUGGUUGUCACGCUGGUCUGUGGCCUUAUUCCCAUCUGCUUCAAAUGGUUCCAGAUUGAAGCAGCCAGAGGUCGUCACCGCCAGGUCCUCAGCCUCCUGGGCUGCAUUUCUGCCGGUAUUUUCCUGGGAGCAGGAUUCAUGCACAUGACUGCUGAAGCCCUGGAGGGAAUUGAGUCGGAGAUCCGGAAGGUCAUGAUGCAGAACAGGACAGAGAGUGGAGGAAAUUCUUCUGGAGAUGCUAAUUCAGCUUCUACAGACUAUCCCUAUGGAGAGCUCAUCAUCUCCCUGGGCUUCUUCCUCGUCUUCUUUUUGGAGUCGCUGGCAUUGCAGUGCUGUCCUGGAGCCCACAGAGGAUCAAAAGUGCAGGAGGAGGAAGUGGGUGGGGCUCAUGUCCUUGGACUCCACAGCCAUGGAUCUCUACCCUCACCCUCACAGAGUCCCUUUCGAGCCCUCAUCCUUUUGCUCUCUCUCUCCUUCCACUCGGUGUUUGAAGGUCUGGCUGUGGGGCUGCAGACAACAGUAGUAGCCACCGUGCAGCUCUGUCUUGCUGUCCUGGCUCACAAGGGGCUCAUAGUGUUUGGUGUAGGACUGCGACUGGUGCAGGUAGGCACUGCACCACGAUGGGCCGUGUUCUACAUACUGUCAUUUGCUCUCAUGUCCCCCCUGGGUGUAGCCAUAGGGCUGGCUGUGGCUGGAGGGGACUCAGAAGGAGGGCAAGGCUUAGCCCAGGCUGUGUUAGAGGGUGUUGCAGCUGGUACCUUCCUGUAUGUCACCUUCCUAGAAAUUUUGCCCAGGGAGCUAGCUGCUCCUGAGGCCCCUAUGCUCAAGUGGGCCUGUGUAACCGUUGGUUUUGCCUUCAUGGCCUUAAUUGCCUUGUGGGCCUGAGAGAUUCCUGACUUUUUGAUGGAUCCAGGAGACACCUCCCAAAAGGCUUUGGUCCUCAGACAUUUCUCCACUGAGACUAAGUGCCAUUCCCUGGGCAUCAUCCCCAUGAACUGGAUCCCAGCCUCUCCUACGUGAGAUCCCAUUGCUCAUCCAGGACUGAGAAAGGGACGUUUAUUUUAGGUUGAGUGCCUAUACUUUGGAGAAUUGAUAUAAAGACCAUCACUGCAGAUUUGACUCUUGUUCCAUUUUUGCUACUGUGUGUAAUAAAUGUCCAUUUUACCCUCCCCCUUCAAGCAUGCUAUAGUUUCUUUCUCCAGGUUACCCAACUGCUGCCUAGUGGAGCAGGAAGUGGGGAGGGUGAGUGUUGGAUGCAGUCUUUUCUUCUGGAAUCAGAGCCCCUAGCCAUUGUAUCACUUGCAGCCAUGUCCCCCAGACAUGGGAGCAUUGCUGAAAUUCCAACAGCCCGCUCCCACCUUACCCACAGGUGUUGAGAUCCUGAGCCAGAGUUCCCAGCAUUUAGAGGAGAAGAGGUUUAAAAACAGAAACGGUGGGGAUCUAGAUUUUUUUCUACACUAACCACACCUACCCCACUCCCAGCCGCCCACAUGUCCAACAAACUCUUCAGAUCAGGCUCAAUGGAGCCUACUUCACCUGGUUUCUAUUUUUCAUACUGAGUCCUGUGUGGCUUCAGGGACACUAUUGCUCUUUGAGCCUCUGUCUCAUUCCAGCUGCCUUGUGCUGCGGGGUUAAGAAGCAGUGUGUUUGGAAAGAGAGAAAGACGCCAGAUAAAUUCCAAGGGUGAUUACUUGGCUCUGCCGAGACGGUGCCUUUCCUUCCGCCUGCCCUACCUGCCACUGUGCCUCUGGUCCCUCCCCAACGGGCCAUUUGCCUUUCAGGCGAGUAACCCCUACAAUGUGCUGCUCCUCUUAAAAACUGCACAAAUAAAACAGCUGGUUACCUGGAA